GCCGUGGAAGGAUGGAUCAUCAUCGUCACUGGUCUCAACGAGGAAACCACCGAGGAAGAUUUACAAGAUCUCUUUGGGGAAUUUGGAGAGAUUAAGAAUUUGUCUAUGGCUUUAAAUAGGCGAACGGGUUAUGUCAUGGGAUACGCAUUGAUCGAGUAUGCUUUACGAGACGAAGCUGCCGCAGCUAUAAAAGGGACGAACGGGACUACAUUUUUGGAGAAGACCAUUACUAGCGACUACGCGUUUGCCAAAGGUCCAGCUGGGGCGAGAAGGAGUGCACCUCGGGCUCGAGGACGGGAUCGGUCUCAAUCGCCUGGAGGGAGAUGA
Molecule: messenger RNA, 327 nt
Organism: Tremella mesenterica DSM 1558
Lineage: Eukaryota; Fungi; Basidiomycota; Tremellomycetes; Tremellales; Tremellaceae
Exons: 3
Biological process (GO): RNA splicing
Cellular component (GO): nucleus; cytoplasm; exon-exon junction complex
Molecular function (GO): mRNA binding
Source: RefSeq, a predicted model, not a curated record